Molecule: messenger RNA, 941 nt
Organism: Musa acuminata AAA Group (dessert banana)
Lineage: Eukaryota; Viridiplantae; Streptophyta; Magnoliopsida; Zingiberales; Musaceae
Product: mitochondrial pyruvate carrier 4-like
Exons: 6
Coding region: 396-722 (108 amino acids)
Biological process (GO): pyruvate import into mitochondria
Cellular component (GO): mitochondrial inner membrane
Source: RefSeq, a predicted model, not a curated record
UAUCCUCCGUCUUUCUCAUCCGAUUUACCGUUCCCCGGACUCCUUUUAGCCGAAGUCGAUAUUUCCUGGGUCGAUCCUAAUUAAUCCCCAAAUUGUCAGCGGUUUACUACUCUUAAUUUUGUUGGCUCUCUUCUCUUCUCUUUCCUUUUCCUGAUUUAGGUUUUGAUGCAAGCAAGCAUCCGUAGUUGUGGAAUCUUUCACGUUUGCUAUUCCUUUGUACCUGUGGAAAUAUCUAGUCUUUGGUUGAAUCGAUCCGAUUGCGGUGAGAGGAACGAUCAGAAGAAAGCAACACAUAAAGGAAACGAGAUUAGGAUGUUGGUCGCAUGCAAUUGAACCUGAUUGUUUCGGUUGGAGAGAAAGCCCAGUGGAGAAUAAAAUUAUAAUAGAAGCUUAAGAUGGCAGCAUCAAAGAUUCAAGCUCUAUGGAAUCACCCAGCUGGCCCAAAAACCAUUCAUUUUUGGGCUCCAACAUUCAAGUGGGGAAUUAGUUUUGCAAAUGUUGCAGACUUCUCCAAGCCACCUGAAAAGAUUUCUUAUCCUCAGCAAGUUGCUGUUACUUGUACUGGGCUCAUCUGGUCACGUUACAGCACAGUCAUUACACCUAAGAACUGGAACCUUUUCAGCGUUAAUGUCGUGAUGGCUGGGACUGGUAUAUAUCAACUGGCUCGCAAAACUCGGCAUGAUCACUUUUCUGAGGUACAAGAAGUACCAGCAAAAGAAUGAUGAGAUAUUUAUGGACUCCAGAUCUUUGUUUGAGUUAACGACAACCACCUUAUUUCUUCCCGUUCAACAUGUACCUUUUGAAAGUGACGAGGGGUUGAGUAUUCAUAAUAUUGAUUAUCUCAAAUAUGCCCUUCGAACCAAAAGAAUUUUAUUAUAUUUAAAUAACUCAAAUAAUAUUUGGAUACAUGUUAUAUGGUAAUGGUCAUUAUUGGAACUUCA